Harpia harpyja (harpy eagle) is the source of this 2049-nucleotide messenger RNA. It is a transcript of the gene RBBP4, whose product is annotated as RB binding protein 4, chromatin remodeling factor. The record is from RefSeq and is a predicted model, not a curated record. NCBI's taxonomy places the organism in Eukaryota, Metazoa, Chordata, Aves, Accipitriformes, Accipitridae. The transcript is spliced from 12 exons. Gene Ontology annotation, cellular component: nucleus; NuRD complex; ESC/E(Z) complex. Gene Ontology annotation, biological process: regulation of gene expression. Bases 193 to 1470 code for a protein of 425 amino acids. Gene Ontology annotation, molecular function: histone binding.
UUGGCCGGCGUUGGCGCGCGAAGGGGUGCGCGGCGCCGGAGCGGCACGCAGCGGGGGCAGGAAACAAUAGAGCCGCGGCCGGAGGGGUCCGAGCAGGGAGCGGAGGAACCGGCCGCCCGCCUCGCUCAGCCCAGCCCAGCCCAACCCAGCCCGCCCCGCGCCCCGCAGCCGCCCCGCUGCCCCCGCCCCGCCAUGGCGGACAAGGAAGCAGCCUUUGAUGAUGCAGUGGAAGAACGUGUGAUUAAUGAAGAGUAUAAAAUAUGGAAAAAGAAUACCCCCUUCUUAUAUGAUUUGGUAAUGACCCAUGCUCUGGAAUGGCCCAGCUUGACUGCUCAGUGGCUUCCUGAUGUAACAAGACCUGAAGGCAAAGAUUUCAGUAUUCACCGGUUAGUCCUGGGGACCCAUACUUCAGAUGAACAAAAUCAUCUCGUGAUAGCUAGUGUGCAGUUGCCUAACGAUGAUGCACAGUUUGAUGCUUCACACUAUGAUAGUGAGAAAGGAGAGUUUGGAGGCUUUGGAUCAGUUAGUGGAAAAAUUGAAAUUGAAAUCAAGAUAAAUCACGAGGGAGAAGUGAACAGAGCACGUUACAUGCCACAGAACCCAUGUAUCAUCGCUACGAAGACUCCAUCCAGUGAUGUCCUUGUCUUUGAUUACACCAAACACCCUUCUAAACCAGACCCUUCUGGAGAGUGUAACCCUGAUCUGCGUCUUCGUGGACACCAGAAGGAAGGUUAUGGGCUGUCAUGGAACCCCAACCUGAGUGGGCAUUUGCUUAGUGCUUCUGAUGAUCAUACCAUUUGCUUGUGGGAUAUUAGUGCUGUUCCAAAAGAAGGCAAAGUGGUGGAUGCAAAGACCAUCUUCACAGGGCAUACAGCAGUAGUGGAAGAUGUAUCUUGGCACCUGCUCCAUGAAUCUCUUUUUGGAUCUGUCGCUGAUGAUCAGAAGCUCAUGAUUUGGGAUACUCGGUCAAACAACACCUCCAAACCUAGCCAUUCAGUGGAUGCUCACACAGCUGAAGUCAACUGCCUCUCUUUCAAUCCCUAUAGUGAGUUUAUCCUGGCUACAGGAUCAGCUGAUAAGACUGUUGCUCUAUGGGACUUGAGGAACCUAAAACUGAAGUUGCACUCCUUUGAAUCACAUAAAGAUGAAAUAUUUCAGGUUCAGUGGUCUCCCCAUAAUGAAACUAUAUUGGCUUCCAGUGGCACUGACCGCAGGCUAAAUGUUUGGGACUUGAGUAAAAUUGGAGAAGAGCAAUCCCCUGAAGAUGCUGAGGAUGGUCCCCCAGAGCUAUUGUUUAUUCAUGGUGGUCAUACUGCAAAGAUAUCUGAUUUCUCCUGGAAUCCCAAUGAACCCUGGGUAAUUUGUUCUGUAUCAGAAGAUAAUAUCAUGCAAGUCUGGCAAAUGGCGGAGAACAUAUAUAAUGAUGAAGACCCUGAAGGAAGUGUGGAUCCAGAAGGUCAAGGAUCCUAGACGACAACCUUUUCCUGUUUUUAGUCUUUUUCCUUCUCUUCCCUCUCAGCCCCGAUAUUGACUUAACACUGGUUUUGAGACACACGUAGACUUUGUGUUCAGCCAUCCUUCUGUAGAUACCAUCAACAGGCUUUUUAACCCAGACAGUGAGUACUCCCUAAGAAAAGGGCUUAGCCCGACUCAGCUGGUACUGUGCUGUAGCUCCUUGGUCAGAUUUCCUACAGCAACCUCUUGCGUAUAGGGCUGGCCAUCCCAUUUUAGCUGCCUUCAUCACACAGAGCAAACUUGGUUUUGUUUUUUUCUUCUGUUGUUAGCUUGCUACAGUUGUGGGCUUUUGCCUAAUUUAAACAAAAGUUAAAUUGGUAGAACUGCCAGAGUAUGCCUGAGCCAAUGGAGAUGAUACAAGUGUUAAUCCACUGACAGUUCAGAAAUGGUGUGGAAGGUCUUGUCCUCUUCAGUACAACUCAGAAGUCUUGGGAUUCCUUUAGUUAAUCUGUACCUUGUGGAUUUUUCUGCCUCUGCAGAUACAAAACAGACUUGCAGAUUCUGACUUGAACUGAAAUUAAAUUUCUUUCUGUA